ACCCUUUCUCUUUUCCUCCACCUCCUCUCUCUCACUCUCUCUCUCUCUCUCUCUCUCUCACUCUCCGCCUUCUCAAGAUUCUUGCAACCCCCAUGGCCACUCUCCUUAAAACGCUCCCGUUUAAAUCCCCUGCUUCUCUGCCUCCACGUGUAACACCCAUUUCCUUAAUCUCCCCAAAGCCCUUCCGUGUCUGCCUCAAACAAAGAAUUGCUCGUACAAGCUGUCCCUUCCGGUUCAGCUCCACUCCCUCUCUCAGGUUCGUAAAGUUGGUUCCUUUGGCUUCAAAUGGAGGUGAAACUGAAACUACUGAGACCCAACAAGAAGUUCAAGAACCUCAAAUUGAGGACUCUUCAGAUGGUGCUGUUGCUGUUGAAGAGGAUGCUGGUGUCGAUGACAGUAGUGACGUUGAAGAAAUACCUUCUUCAGCCAUAGUAUCAUUGCUCCAAUCAUACAAAGAAGCUUUGGCAAGUAAUGAUGAGUCAAAAGUUGCCGACAUAGAAGCAUUUUUAAAAUCCAUUGAAGAUGAGAAAGUUGAUCUUGAAAAUAAAAUGGCUUCUUUGUUAGAAGAAUUAUCAAUAGAGAAGGAUCGAAUUAUUAGGAUUAGUGCAGACUUUGACAACUUCCGUAAGAGGACAGAGAGAGAGCGCCUUUCAUUGGUAACAAAUGCCCAAGGAGAAGUUUUGGAAAAUUUGUUGCCUGUUUUGGAUAAUUUUGACCGAGCUAAAGCCCAAAUCAAGGUUGAAACGGAGGAAGAAGAGAAGAUCAAUAACAGCUAUCAGAGCAUAUACAAGCAGUUUAUGGAGAUUUUGGGCUCGCUUGGUGUAGAACCUGUGGAAACGGUGGGAAAUCCCUUUGAUCCAAUGGUGAAGUACCGAGUCGACUCGAUAUUCAGUCAAGUACUUGAUGAGCUUUCUCGAAAAUUUAAUCAAGUUUGUUCAGGUUUUAUGAAGACCUGGAUACGCUUUUAAUUCAAACCAAGUCUUGAUUGAUUCGAGCUGACUCGCUGCAUGAAGCAAUUAUGCGUGAGGAUUCCACAGAAUUUGAAGAAGGUAUCAUUCUUCAAGAAUUUCGCAAAGGGUUCAAACUAGGAGACAGGCUGUUGCGUCCAUCAAUGGUGAAAGUAUCUGCUGGUCCAGGACCUGCAAAGCCUGAACAAGGAGAGUCAUCAGGAGGGGCAGAUGUAGGUGAAACCACAGAGACGAGUGAAACUGUCAGGAGCAAUGAAACUGCCGAAAGCAGUGAAACUAGCGAGACCAACCCAGGAGCAGAGUCUUCUUGAAGACUGGAGAGCAAACCUGGGUUCAGUUUUGUAUAAGCAACACAUAGUGUUAACACUGCCCCCACUGCUAGGACUCAAAUUUUGGUGGUGGUCAUUGUUGUGGGUGAUAUAUCGUUGUUAAUUUUGUUUCUUUUUGAAAGAAUUCAAAUUGAGAUGAGGAAAUAGGAUGCGUUGGGAACAAUUCCUGUAUCUUUUUAUAUCCCUGCUUGUACACUUGCUAAUGGAGUUACAUAAACAUUAAAUUGAUUAAUGGCUAAUGAGGUAACAUCCAUUGGAUGAGUUAAUUGAGUGAAA
Molecule: messenger RNA, 1573 nt
Organism: Theobroma cacao (cacao)
Lineage: Eukaryota; Viridiplantae; Streptophyta; Magnoliopsida; Malvales; Malvaceae
Product: Co-chaperone GrpE family protein
Biological process (GO): protein folding
Cellular component (GO): chloroplast
Molecular function (GO): protein-folding chaperone binding; protein homodimerization activity; adenyl-nucleotide exchange factor activity
Source: RefSeq, a predicted model, not a curated record